Messenger RNA from Sorex fumeus (smoky shrew), 1417 nucleotides. RefSeq names its product succinate--CoA ligase [ADP/GDP-forming] subunit alpha, mitochondrial-like. Gene Ontology annotation, biological process: tricarboxylic acid cycle. The record is from RefSeq and is a predicted model, not a curated record. Gene Ontology annotation, cellular component: mitochondrion; succinate-CoA ligase complex (ADP-forming). Lineage: Eukaryota; Metazoa; Chordata; Mammalia; Eulipotyphla; Soricidae. Gene Ontology annotation, molecular function: succinate-CoA ligase (GDP-forming) activity; succinate-CoA ligase (ADP-forming) activity.
AUGCUGAGCCAGGCCCUGGACCGAGAGCAGAAGGGAUCGCUCUGCAGGCUGGCAGAGGAGGAGAAGCACCGGGGGCACAAGUUCGGGGUCAGCAUCAGCUCCCUGGCAGACUACCUGCAGGCAAUCAGGGCGCCGCUGGUGGAGGUAAUGGAGCAGAGGGUGCUGGCAUCGAAGGCCAGGUUGCUCCAGAGCGCCAGGAUGGUGACGCCCGGGGCCAGGUGCUCUCCCCGCACCCACCUCCCCACCCUCAGCCUCCCACUGAGCCAGCACGCGGGGCUACACAAGAUCAUCUCGUGCUUCUCAGAAGAUGGGCAUCUGGACCGCAGCACCAGGCAGCCUUAUCCCCGGAUGGGAAAGUGUUUAUGGCUUGCAGCUGCCACCACGACCAUGGCCUCCAGCAGCAGGGGAGUUGUACUCGCCUACCUCCUGUCAUGCUUCCUCCUCCUGCAACCAAAUGGAGUUCAGCAUUGUUCCUAUACAGCUUCCGGAAAACAUCUGUAUAUUGACAAAAAUGCGAAGGUUAUUUGCCAGGGUUUCACUGGGAAGCAGGGUACCUUCCAUAGCCAGCAAGCAUCAGAGUAUGGCAGGAAGAUAGUUGGAGGAACCAGCCCAGGCAAAGGAGGAAAGACGCAUCUGGGCUUACCCGUCUUCAAUUCUGUGAAGGAGGCCAAAGAGCAGACAAGAGCGACAGCAUCUGUCAUUUAUGUCCCUCGGCCUCUUGCUACUGCUGCCAUUGAUGAAGCCGUCGAGGUGGAAAUGUCCCUGUUGUGCAUCACCAUGGAUAUCCCGCAGCAAGAUAAGGUUCGAGUCAAGCACAAACUGCUGCGCCCGGGAAAGACCAGGCUGAUCGGACACAACUGCCCUAGACUCAUCAAUCCUAGAAAGCAAAAUGCAGAAUGCAAAAUUGGUAUCAUGCCUGGUCAUAUUCACAAGAAAGGAAGAAUUGGUAUUUUGUCCAGAUCUGGCACACUGACUUACGAAGCUGUUCACCAAACCACGCAAGUGGGGUUGGGGAAGACUCCGUGUGUAGGCAUGGGUGGGGAUCCAUUUAAUGGAAUAGAUUUUAUUGAUUGCCUUGAAAUCUUACUGAAUGACCCAGCCACAGAAGGUAUCAUACUGAAUGGUGAAUUGGUGGUAAAGCCAAAGAAAAAUAUUUCAGAAUUUCUAAAGAAGAAUAAGUCAGGUCCCAAGGCCAAGCCUGUUGUUUCCUUCAUUGCUGGUUUGACAGCUCCUCCUGGCCAGAGGAUGGGCCAUGCGGAGGCUAUUGUUGUUGGAGGAAAACGUGAUGCCAAAGAGAAGAUCUUUGCCCUCCAGAGUGCCGGUGUCCUUGUCAGCAUGUCUCCGGCACAGCUGGGGACCACCAUCUACAAGGAAUUUGAAAAGCAGAAACUGCUAUGAAAGGAACAAAAACACAUGA